Molecule: messenger RNA, 429 nt
Organism: Aspergillus pseudonomiae
Lineage: Eukaryota; Fungi; Ascomycota; Eurotiomycetes; Eurotiales; Aspergillaceae
Gene: tpcL
Product: anthrone oxygenase tpcL
Exons: 1
Coding region: 1-429 (142 amino acids)
Source: RefSeq, a predicted model, not a curated record
AUGAGCGUCUAUGGGCUAGCGAUGCCUGCCUUCUUGCAAACCAUUACUCAGUCAGGUCCGCUUAUUGGCUACCAAAGACGCCUCUAUCAAAUUGGAACUACGAAAGGCCGAGUGUUAGGCCUCUCUACAACCUUUCUCUACACUUCAGUGUCUGUUCACCAAUACUUGAGUGGUGAACCUUGGUGUCUAUGUGCUACUGCUGGUCUUACUACCAUCGGCUUGGUUCCAUUUACGGAGAUUGUGAUGGCCCCAACUAACAAUGCGCUGGCUCGCCUAGAGUCUGAAGCCAACAAGGGGAUGGUAGUUUCCUGGGAGGAGACUGAGCAGCUGGUGCGAGUAUGGGACCGAUUCAAUGCAGUGCGAGCACUCUUUCCGUUGGCAGGGGCAAUUUUGGGUUCCCUGGGAUUGUUUCAGCUAGUCAACUUAUAA